Coregonus sp. 'balchen' is the source of this 36889-nucleotide messenger RNA. The record is from the annotation of a GenBank genome assembly. Lineage: Eukaryota; Metazoa; Chordata; Actinopteri; Salmoniformes; Salmonidae.
UGGUGCACCACAGGGGGCGCUGCUGCAGGCCAAUGCCAUGAUUGUAAAAGGAAGUGCGUAUGUUAUUAUUCCCAAAAUGUCCAGUCUUCCGGAAACUCACACGAAGAAGAUUAUUCCGGAAGUGAACCCGUUCUUAUUAUACCUCAGUGAGUAAACCGCGUUGUCUUCAGUACUAGCAACGAUGGCUAGCAGAGAUGGAAACUAUAAUAACAGAAAUCAAAAUGAUGGUAGAGGUUCCAGGGGCGGCGGACAGAAUUUCGGUAGAGGUUCCGGGGGCCGCGGGCAGAACGAUGGUAGAGGCUUCGGGGGCGGCGGGCAGAAUUCUGGUAGAGGCUCUGGAGGUGGCCGGGGUGGCGGGCGUAAUGCCGAGCCCCCGCCAAUGCCCAUGUCCUCUCCGCUCAUGGGCAAGAAGAAAAAGCCCUUCCUUGGGAUGGCCGCGCCGCUAGGCUAUGUGCCUGGACUCGGCAGAGGGUAAGUAGGCAUGAUGUUAGCUAACCACAGUACCUAAGCUACCUUUGACUGGAAAACAAUCUUGAAUGUUGCUGGCAAUCAAGUACUUUUACCUAAAUCUUGCUAAUAUAGUUACGAUGCAUUACAUCUAAAAUUCCUUCUUUCUUGUUAUUAACUAACGCCAAUGCAAUGUUUAGUGUGUAAACACUCCAGAACCAGACUGAAACAAAAACCUACAGAGGCUGUGGGUCUCCAGGACCAGUUUUGAAGAUAGCCAGCAGAUCUGACCAAUUUGCUUACAACUGCACUAGGGUCAGACAGACUUCCAGUGUAGAUUAAGACACAGCAGAGCCGACCCGAGAUAUGGCUCGGAAAAUGUACCUCAAUCCCGGGAUGAGAAAUGCAUUGUAUUCCGAAUUGCCCCAUUAUCCCAACUGAACUGAACUGUUACACAGAGAAGAUUGCCUCCGAGUGGCGCAGUGGUCUAGGACACUGCAUUGCAGAUCUGCCACUAGAGAUCCUGGUUCGAAUCCAGGCUCUGUCGUAGCCGGCCGCGACCGGGAGACCCAUGGGGCGGCGCAUAAUUGGCCCAGCGUCGUCCAGAGUAGGGGAAGGAAUGGCCGGCAGGGAUGUAGCUCAGUUGGUGGAGCAUGGCGUUUGCAACGCCAGGGUUGUGGGUUCGUUUCCCACGUUGGGUAUGAAAAAAUAAAAAUAAACAAAAAUGUGUGCACUCACUAACUGUAAGUCGCUCUGGAUAAGAGCGUCUGCUAAAUGACAAAAAAAAAACGACUGCUAGUUUUUUUAGCAGUCGUUUAAUCUUCUCUGUGAAACAGUUCAGUUGGGAUAAUGGGGCAAUUCGGAGUAUAGCGCCUGCUCUGCUGUGUAAUAAUCUACACAGGAAGCCUGUCCAACCCUAGUGCAGCUGUAAGCAAGCGGGUCGGAUCUGAUGGCUAGAUUGAAGAAUAAUGUUCUAGUCUGUUGUUGAAUCUCUCCAUCUAACGCCAUCUCUUCUGUCUCCAGAGCCACAGGUUUCACCACCCGGUCUGAUAUCGGUCCCGCUCGAGAUGCCAAUGACCCGGUGGAUGACCGCCAUGCUCCCCCAGGGCAGAGGACGGUGGGGGACAAGAUGAAGAAGAACCAGGAAGACGACGAAGAGGAUCUGAACGACACCAACUAUGAUGAGGUGCUUGUUUAUACAUGACACCCAAGAACAAGCUCAGAGAAAGCUCAGCUCACAAGUAUAGUAACAUUUGCCUCUCUCCUCUUUGUCUCAGUUCAACGGCUAUGCUGGCAGUCUGUUCUCCAGUGGGCCCUAUGAGAAAGACGACGAGGAGGCAGAUGCCAUCUACGCAGCUCUGGACAAGAGGAUGGACGAACGACGCAAGGAGAGGAGGUGAGAGAAGAGACAUCAUGUGUUCAUUAGCGUGGGUUUUUGUGUGGGUUACUGCUCUGUUGUGUUAACCCAGUCUGUCCUGUGUGGUCCCCAGGGAGCUGAGGGAGAAGGAUGAGAUAGAGAAGUACCGUAUGGAGCGCCCCAAGAUCCAGCAGCAGUUCUCUGACCUCAAGGUUGGUCACUUUGUUUUCAUGACAUCAGUCAACUCUCCUGUACUCUCUCCGAGCAGUCCUAACUUUAAAUCUUUCCAUCUCUUAAUGGACAAUGACAUUGAAGCAAUAAGUAUAUUAUCCUACUCUUCAUUCUCUCUCUCUCUCUCUCUGUCUCUGUGUGUAGAGGAAGCUGUCAGGAAUGUCAGAUGAGGAGUGGCUGAGUAUCCCGGAGGUUGGCGAUGCCAGGAACAAGCGCCAGAGGAACCCGCGCUAUGAGAAACUCACCCCUGUACCAGACAGCUUCUUCUCCAAACACCUGACCACAGGAGACAAGCACACCACCGUGGACCCACUGCAGGGGGUUAGUAACGUUACACACACAGAAGCGCACACACACUCAAGCAUACUCACCAACUUCUAAGGGUCAUGCAUGACCAUACUCCCAUACCAUACUCUCUCUGUUUUGUCACGUGUUGCAGUUUCAUUAUGUGCCUGUAGGAGUCAACUUCUACCACUGAAACAUUCUCCAAAUCCUACCUAGCGCUGUUGCGGUGACUGUAUUACCGUCACACCGGCAGACAUGAGUCAUGACCGCAGUAAAAUUCCACGUGACCGUUGAGUCAUGGUAAUCUCCUCUUAUGCAUUCUGGACAUGCUUUGGUAGUACCCAACUCACUAACGACCAUCAGGUCGCUAAUGGCCAGGUACUCAGGGCUCUAUUGUCCCUCUAACCACUCUGACGUCAUUGCAAAUGCAAUUUAAAAUCGCAUCAAACACUUAUCAUCAAAACAGUAGGCCUAUCAUACUUUUAAAACUCACCUCACUGUGAUGAUCAAUUUGAAGAAAGAAGUUCAACAGCAGGUUGAAACAGUUAAAAAUGUUUGUUGUGGAUGUUGUUUCAAAGCCUAACACAACGAAAUUGACAGCACUUUCUACGGUGAUGAUUAAUUCAAAAGACCCAUACUAUUAGAGCUUAUGCAUAGGCCAAGCCCCCCCCCCCCCCCCCCCCCCCCCCCCAAAAAAAAAACAGAAUUAAAAUGAUGAUUGUGCCCUUAUACAAUACAUAGCCUACCACAUAUUACGCAUGGCAGAAAAACAUAACAAAACUGAUUUAAGAUGUCUUCGGUACAUAAUUGGUCUAGCCUAUACUCCAAAGUUAAACAAAUUCUAGUAAUCUAGUAGUGUGGAUUGUAUUAUUAUGCAUACUGGAUGGACUGGUUACCUUAUACUCCCAAAUGUAUAUCCAUGAGUCUGGGAGAGAACGUAUAGCCCUAGGCGAUGCUGUUGGUUCAUUGAUUGUGCAGGGCGGCUUGCAGUUAGCCUUCAAUUAGUGAAUAUGUAUUUGAAUUAGAAUAGCCUAGUAAUAGGGCUUUUUUUUGUAUUUUCAUAAUUAAUUCAGUUACACAUUACCUUCAGCUAUACAUAAUAUCUCACCACCACGCGUUUCCAUCUCCUCUCUCUCUCUCCUUUAUUCCUUUCUUUAGCGCGCAGACGGGCUGUCAACAGUUUAGUGAAAUUAGUUUUAUGAAAACAUGUUACUAUUGAUGUUCCCGAACAGAUUUCAAAUUAAGCACUGGGUAGCUGCAGGAACAAGGUUGGAGAGCCCAUGCCAUACAGAGUUUGGGCGGAAUAUCCCAUCGGGCAGUGAGAGCAUGUUCCUCAAACAGUGGUUGAUGCGUAGAGUGAAAUAAUUGUUCUUAUGUUUAUUUCUCAGCUGCUCAUAUUAAGCACAGCUCCGCUAUAAAACCGAAGUGGCCUACAAAACGGACAGGCGGGAAAGCGCGAGGCCUCCAUUCACUAUUCGAGUGCAUACAGAUGACAUGUCCUUUUCCCCUGCCCAUUUGAUAAUGGGCCAUUCUAAAUUGAAACGAAUUUUACAUAUUUUUUUUAUUUAACCUUUAUUUAACUAGGCAAGUCAGUUAAGAACACAUUUUUAUUUACAAUGACGGCCUACACCGGCCAAACCCGGACGACACUGGGCCAAUUGUGCGCCGUCCUAUGGGACUCCCAAUCACGGCCAGUUGUGAUACAGCCUGGAAUCGAACCAGGGGGUCUGUAGUGACGCCUCAAGCACUGAGAUGCAGUGCCUAAGACAUUAUUAAAUUGAGAAUAGUCUGAUGGGUGAAAAUAUGAUCACUUGAUGAGAGAACAGCUGUGCAGCCUGAGGCAAGGAACAGAGAGCAAACAUUUUUUGCUACUUUCUCAAAUCAAUAGCCUAUAGUCGCACCAUGCAUCCCAUAUAUGUUCUGAUUUCUAAGGCAUUCUAAGGUUUGUAUCAUUCACAACUAAAGUUGCCAAAUAACUCUAAAUCUAGCAUAUACAUUGGCUUGCGAAAGUAUUCACCCCCCUUGGCAUUUUUCCUAUUUUGUUGCCUUACAACCUGGAAUUAAAAUUUAUUUUUGGGGGGUUGUAUCAUUUGAUUUACACAACAUGCCUACCACUUUGAAGAUGCAAAAUAAUUUCUGGUGUGAAACAAACAAGAAAUAAGACAAAAAACAGAACUUGAGCGUACAUAACUAUUCACCCCCCCCCCCCCCCCCCCCCCCCCCCAAAGUCAAUACUUUGUAGAGCCACCUUUUGCAGCAAUUACAGCUGCAAGUCUCUUGGGGUAUGUCUCUAUAAGCUUGGCACAUCUAGCCACUGGGAUUUUUGCCCAUUCUUCAAGGCAAAACUGCUCCAGCUCCUUCAUGUUGGAUGAGUUCCGCUGGUAGUACAGCAAUCUUUAAGUCAUACCACAGAUUCUCAAUUGGAUUGAUGUCUGGGCUUUGACUAGGCCAUUCCAAGGCAUUUAAACAUUUCCCCUUAAACCACUCGAGUGUGGCUUUAGCAGUAUGCUUAGGGUCAUUGUCCUGCUGGAAGGUGAACCUCCGUACCAGUCUCAAAUCUCUGGAAGACUGAAACAGGUUUCCCUCAAGAAUUUCCCUGUAUUUAGUGCCAUCCAUCAUUCCUUAAAUUCUGACCAGUUUCCCAGUCCCUGCCGAUGGAAAAACAUCCCCACAGCAUGAUGCUGCAACCACCAUGCUUCACUGUGGGGAUGCUGUUCUCGGGGUGAUGAGAGGUGUUGGGCUUGCGCCAGACAUAACAUUUUCCUUGAUGGUCAAAAAGCUCAAUUUUAGUCUCAUCUGACCAGAGUACCUUCUUCCAUAUGUUUGAGGAGUCUCCCACAUGCCUUUUGGGGAACACCAAACGUAUUUGCUUAUUUUUUUCUUUAAGCAAUGGCUUUUUUCUGGCCACUCUUCCGUAAAGCCCAGCUCUGGAGUGUACGACUUAAAGUGGUCCUAUGGACAGUGACUCCAAUCUCCGCUGUGAAGCUUUGCAGCUCCUUCAGGGUAAUCUUUGGCCUCUUUGUUGCCUCUCUGAAUAAUGCCCUCCUUGCCUGGGCUGUGAGUUUUGGUGGGCGGCCCUCUCUUGGCAGGUUUGUUGUGGUGCCAUAUUCUUUCAAUUUUUUAAUAAUGGAUUUAAUGGUGCUCCGUGGGAUGUUCAAAGUUUCUGAUAUUUUUUUAUAACCCAACCCUGAUCUGUACUUCUCCACAACUUUGUCUCUGACCUGUUUGGAGAGCUCCUUGGUUUUCAUGGUGCCGCUUGCUUAGUGUUGUUGCAGACUCUGGGGCCUUUCAGAACAGGUGUAGAUAUACUGAGAUCAUGUGACACUUAGAUUGCACACAGGUGGACUUUAUUUAACUAAUUAUGUUAUGUGACUUCUGAAGGUAAUUGGUUGCACCAGAUUUUAUUUAGGGGCUUCAUAGCAAAGGGUGUGAAUACAUUUCCGUUAUUUAUUUUUUAGAAUUUUUUGAAACAAGUAAUUAUUUUCAUUUCACUUCACCAAUUUUGACUAUUUUGUGUAUGUCCAUUACAUGAAAUCCAAAUAAAAAAUCAAUUUAAAUUACAGGUUGUAAUGCAACAAAAUAGGAAAAACGCCAAGGGGGAUGAAUACUUUUGCAAGGCACUGUAGGACCUGUUUCAAAUGAUCACUUUUACACACAACAUAGCCCCUUCAUAUGCGCACUCGCUCUUUAAUGGGAAACAUAUCCUUUCUAAUAUCAGUUCAAUUAUAUUCUUUUUACUAUAAAAUCAGAUAAAAUAAAAUAAUGGCACAGGACUUAUAAGCAGAUCUUGUCAGCUAAAUGAACAAGCCUAUGGCAUGGAGCAUAGCCAGAUAUCUAACAUACUGUAGGCCAACUCAUAUUAUAUUCUUCUGAAAUACAUUUUCUUCAUUUCAUCUUUUUUUAGACCUUACUAAAAUAAAUAAUUGAUUGAUUGCGAUGGUGUAUAUUAAUUUGAUUUAUUAGACAAUUUAAAUGUAGAAGUUCCAAAGGCGCGUAUAUGUGGAGGCCUGGAGAUGCUGAACGUUUUUGUUAAUUAACGGUCAAUUACCUUGAGACCGGCAGUCUUCUGCAUGACAAUAACCGGCUGACAAAAUGUCAUGACUGCCACAGCCCUAAUCCUACCCAUGCCAAAAGUCUUUCUAGGCUACUUUCUCAUCCAGACACUUAUUUGUUGUUUUGGUUCCCUGUCUCCAGUUGAACCUCCCAGGUGGUCUGGAAAGCCCGUACCCUGGGGGGAUGACCCCCGGCCUGAUGACCCCUGGGACAGGAGAGCUGGACAUGAGGAAGAUCGGCCAGGCCAGGAACACACUGAUGGACAUGAGGCUCAGCCAGGUAACGCACCACUUUGUCCUACUGACUUAGUCCUACUGACUUAGUCCUACUGACUUUGUCCUACUGACUUAAAAGCUUGUGUGUAACUUGUCUAGUUUGACUGUUAUUCACCAACCUACAGUGCGCUCCAAAAGUAUUGGGACAGUAUUUAUUUUUUAAUUCACUUUGGAUUUGAAAUGAUACAAUGAUUAUGAGGUUAAAGUGCAGACUGUCAGCUUUCAUUUGAAGGUAUUUUCAUCUAUAUUGGGUCACAGGUAGUCUAGUGGUUAAGAGCGUUGGGCCAGUAACCGAAAGGUUGCUGGUUCGAAUACCCGAGCAGACUAGGUGAAAAAUCUGUUGGUGCCCUUGAGGAAGGCACUUAACCCUAAUUGCUCUUGUAAGUCGCUCUGGAUAAAAGUGUCUGGUAAAUGACUAAAAAAAUAAUAAAAAAUGUUAAACAUCAGGUGAAGAUCGUACAAAAGUAUUGGGACAAAUACACUUAUAUGUAUUAAAGUAGUCAAAAGUUUAGUGUUUGGUGCCAUAUUCCUAGCGCGCAAUGAUUACUAGAUAGGCUUACAAACUUGUUGGAUACAUUUGCUGUUUGUUUUGGUUGUGUUUCAGAUUAUUUUGUGCCCAAUAGAAAUGAAUGGUAAAUAAUGUAUCAUACCCCCCCCCCAAAAAAUUGUACCCUCCCCUGUUAUUGUAAUGGUGAGAGGUUAGCAUGUCUUGGGGGUAUGAUAUUUGUGUGUCUAACAUCCUCAAUUAUCAUUAUUCACAAUUCAUUCAGGACUACCCGUAAUCAUGGUAGCAUCCACAUUAAUGUAGAAGUGUUUAGAAACAUAUUAUAUUCUUAUUUACAAUAAAAGUGACUCCAAAAUGACACUACAUUAUUUGCCAUUUAAUUUAUAUUGGGCACAAAAUCAUCUGAAACACAACCAAAACAAACAUCAAAUGCAUCCAACAAGUUUGUAGAGUCACAAGCUUAAUGUAGUCAUUGUGUGCUAGGAAUAUGGGACCAAAUACAAAAAUGUUGACUUCUAUAAUACACAUUUAAGUGAAUUGGACAAUGUACAAGAAGUGCUGUAAUUUCUAAACGGUUCACCCGAUAUGGAUGAAAAUAGCCUCAUAUUAAAGCUGACAGUCUGCACUAACUAGUCAUUAUAUCAUUUCAUAUCUAAAGUGCUGGAGUACAGAGCUACAGUGCUAUGAAAAAGUAUUUGCCCCCUUUCUAAUUUUCUCUACUUUUGCAUAUUUGUGAUACUGAAUGUUAUCAGAUCUUCAACCAAAACCUAAUAUUAGAUAAAGGGAACAUAAGUGAACAAAUAACACAACAAUUACAUAUUUAUUUCAUAAACAAAGUUAUGCAACACCCAAUUCCCCUGUGUGAAAAAGUAAUUGCCCCCUUACACUCAAUAACUGGUUGUGCCGCCUUUAGCUGCAAUGACUCCAACCAAAUGCUUCCUGUAGUUGUUGAUCAGUCUCUCACGUCGCUUUGGAGGAAUUUUGGCCCAUGCUUGAAAACCCACACGUCACUGAGUUAAAGCAGUUCUGUAUGGAAGAGUGGGCCAAAAUUCCUCCACAGCGACGUGAGAGACUGAUCAACAACUACAGGAAGCAUUUGGUUGGAGUCAUUGCAGCUAAAGGCGGCACAACCAGUUAUUGAGUAUAAGGGGGCAAUUACUUUUAGAAAAUUAGAAAGGGGGCAAAUACUUUUUCAUAGCACUGUAUAACAACAAAAAAUGUGUCUCUGUCCCAAUUUAGUUUUUGAGCUCACUGUAUAUGUUAUGGAAGGGACUGGUCAGAUGCUAUCAAAUGCUGUCAGAUGGUAUCAAAAGUCUCCAGGAAGCAUGUGAUCCCCAGUAUAACUUUUCCUGUUUUUGUAUAUCUGUGCUGAUCUCCAUCUCUCUCCUCUCAGGUGUCUGACUCUGUGAGUGGACAGACGGUGGUGGAUCCUAAAGGUUACCUCACUGACCUAAACUCUAUGAUCCCCACGCACGGAGGAGACAUCAGGUGAGUGGCCCGGACAAUAAACACACACACACACUCUGAGCUAAGCUACGGACACACAUUUGUUGCUUAUCUAUAUCUCUGGCUGUAUUGUUGACUGUCUUCUUGUGAAUGCGCAGUGACAUUAAGAAGGCCCGUCUGCUGCUGAAGUCAGUGAGGGAGACCAACCCCCACCACCCCCCCGCCUGGAUCGCCUCGGCCAGGCUAGAGGAGGUCACAGGGAAACUACAGGUGGCCCGGAACCUCAUCAUGAAGGGCACUGAGAUGUGUCCCAAGGUAACACAUACAAACUGUAAAGUAUAUUUUCAAAGUAUACUUCUUGCUUCCCAUGAUGCUUAUCUGUAUAUUUGUGGGCGCACUUUUUAGUUUUUAAAUGAGGCAUUGAAUUUCUCCACCUGUCAGUGUCUGUGCUGGCCUGGUUAGAUUUCCAGACAUUAACAAUGGGCUGGCCUGAUUACCCUGUAUUAGAUGAUAGAUAGGUCUAGCCUAGAGGUCUCUCUGGCUGUCUGUAACCUGCACAUUACUACAGACUAAUGAUAGAGCUCAAAAACUUCACCUCAUUGAUGGAUGUGACUGCUAGGCUACAGCCUGGUGACUCAGCCAAGGCAGUGGUGACCCAGGCAAUGUGUGUGUUUUGUCCCCAGAGUGAGGAUGUGUGGCUGGAGGCCGCCAGGCUGCAGCCAGGGGACACAGCCAAGGCAGUGGUGGCCCAGGCGGUGCGUCACCUCCCCGGGUCUGUCCGCAUCUACAUCAGAGCAGCCGAGCUGGAGACGGACGUCAGGGCCAAGAAACGCGUCCUCAGGAAGGGUGAGAUGUUUGUGCCCUGUCAAAGCUACAAUGAUGCAAACCAGUUCCUGUUGAGACCUGUAAAGCCUUGUUCACAUUGGCAGUUUGAAGUGACUCAAAUCAAUUUGUUUUGCAUAUCCGAUUCGAAUCUGUUAUUUUUCUUGCUGUCUGAACAGCCAAUGGCAGCUUAGCUUGCUACAUACCUUUUGAUUGAUUGGAAGUUAUCAGCCUACACCACUGUGCCACACCUGUCAUUACUAUGACAACUAGUGUAGCGUCAGCAAAUGACUGCUGCCUGAACACGCAUCUGAUUUGGUCCUGUAACCUGCUCUUUGGACAGGAGAGCCCCGACCGAUUUAUCAGUUGACCGAUAUUAUCGGCCGAUAUUAGCCUUUUACCGAUGUAUUUGUAUCGUUGUUUAAUCCAUUGAAAAGGACCAAUAUAAGAUGCUGAGAAAAUGCUCGUCAAAAAAGCUGUUCUUCACUAGAAUUGGACUUUGAGCAUUUCAUUAUUUGUCCUACAUGGCUAUAAGCCUAUCUUGCCAUGGUGCGCUACACUAAGACUGGACACUACCACCGGACCAACGCAACUACACCAGUCAGAGAGGAGAGUGAACUAGCUCUUAGUCUUACUGCUUCUACCGUGAGUGCUGAGUGGAUAGAAGCUUGCCAGCUCAAUAAAGUGCCAAAAAUGCGCACAGGCCAUAUACUGUUACAUUAAGUGUCAUGGUAGGGUGUCGGGACAAAUAAUGGAUGCAAUGCCCAAAUGUAAAGUAAGUGCCGUGCUAAGAAGUUCAACUCUGUGGUAACAACGUUAUAGGCCUUUAUUGAAGCCAGCGCAAUCUGUUGUGUUAUAAAUUAUUUGCUGUUUGUGAAGGGUAUUCCUCAAGCUCUGUCAUUCGAAUGUUUUCAGAGACACACAAAAAACUUUACUGGUUACAAAGUAGCACUUUGUAGCUUCGUUUUGAUGUAUGGGUUCAUUGUCACUUGAUAGGGACUGGUCCUAAUUCAUGUUUCGCCAAUCGCCGUCCCCAUUUCCGUGACGAGUACAAGCUAGCCAGCUAGCUAGCUGUGUGAGAGUACUUGACGACGUCUACUGAGGGUUAGUGCUAUCUUGGAUCCUUGGGACGUCCCUACGCUAAACCCUAUCUACGGAUAGAACAAUGAGUGAGAUAUUUCACCGGAUGUAUAAAUGUGAAGCAUCCGGUUGGCGUUUCCACGCACUACCAAAUAUGGUGAUGACAGGAUGCCCAGUGGCUGGCAGUGGGAGAAGUAGUCCCGUGUAGCUCAGUUGAUAGAGCAUGGCAUUUGCAACGCCAGGGUUGUGGGUUCGUUUCCCACGGGGGACCAGUAUGAUUUUUUUUUUAUUUAUGCACUCACUAACUGUAAGUCGCUCUGGAUAAGAGCGUCUGCUAAAUUACUAAAAUGUAAAAAUUAGAUGGAUUUUGGCCGACAUUCUGCUAAUUUUCUCAUCAAUUAAACAUUUGAUCUCAAUACAGUUUUCAGUUUCCAAAACUAGAAUCUGUUACGAACAGAGUCGACAAGGUUUUUUGUAGACUUUACCCUUUGCUAAAGUUUCAAAAAAUUGCGUUCUUUAGGAGUGCAAGGGCGAAUUGAGUUAUUGCACACGCGCACUUCACAGGGUAGGCGUUCCCUAAUGGAAAUAUGCUAGAAUGCGCCAAUAAGAUCUCGCUAGCUCGUGCUUGGCUCUGCCCACCUACUAGCUUGUUCUGCUCACUAGGAUUCAAUUUCUCCCAUUGGAAACAACAGGCUGUGGUCUAUCUUGGGUUAGUAAUACAAAUAUUUGCCCUAACCACAGACAGAAGGGGUAACCCAGAUACGUCACAGGGGCUAUAAAGCUGAUGCAUCCGUUUAGAAAGUUUUCUCAACACCGAAUAUGGUAGUGAGAGGAGGUCCAGUAGUGGGAGAGGAUGGAAAUAGGUGAAACUGGGCUGACAUCUGCUAACUUUCUCAUUGAUUAAACAUUUUAUCUCAAUAAAUGUUUCUGUUCCCAAAACUAAAAUCUGUUACGAACACAUUGCGCUGAGUUUUAUAGAUUUGACGCUUUUCCAAAGUUUCCAAAAAUUGAGUUGUUUAGAAGGAGUGCAAGGUCGAAUUGAGUUUGUGCACACACACACUUCACAGAGGAGGCGUUCCCUAACAUAAAUAUGCAAAUACAUGAUACAAUGCGGCAAUAGGAUCUCGCUAGCUCGUUCUUGGCUUUUCCCACCACCUUGCUUGUUCUGCCCACUAUGCUUCAUUUUCCCCCAAUGUAAACGACCCAGAUUAACUAUCUUGGGUUAGUUAUAAAUACACUAUACAGUGCAUUCGGAAAGUAUUCAGACCCCUUCCCUUUUUCAACAUUUUGUUACGUUACACCCUUAUUGUAAAAUUGAUUAAAUUAAUGAUUUUUCUCAUCAAUCUAAACACAAUACCCCAUAAUGACAAAGCGAAAACAGGUUUUUAGAAUUUUUCGCAAAUGUAUUAUAAAAUAAUAACGUAUACCUUAUUUACAUAAGUAUUCACACCCUUUGCUAUGAGACUUGAAAUUCAGCUCAGGUGCGUCCUGUUUCCAAUGAUUAUCCUUGAAAUGUUUCUACAACAACUUGAUUGGAGUCCACCUGUGGUAAAUUCAAAUGAUUGGACAUGAUUUGGAAAGGCACACACCUGCCUAUAUAAGGUCCCACAGUUGAUAGUGCAUGUCAGAGCAAAAACCAAGCCAUGAGGUCGAAGGAAUUGUCCAUAGAGCUCUGAGACAGGAUUGUGUCGAGGCACAGAUCUGGGGAAGGGUACCAAAAACAUUUCUGCAGCACUGAAGGUCCCCAAGAACAAAGUGGCCUCCACCAUUCUUAAAUGGAAGAAGUUUGGAACCACCAAGACUCUUCCUAGAGCUGGCCGUUCGGCCAAACUGAGCAAUCGGGGGAGAAGGGCCUUGGUCAGGGAGGUGACCCUUUACUCAGUACUUUGUUGAAGCACCUUUGGCAGCGAUUACAGCCUCAAGUCUUCUUAGGUAUGACACUACAAGCUUGGCACACCUGUGGCUGGGGAGUUUCUCCCAUUCUUCUCUGCAGACCCUCUCAAGCUUUGUCAGGUUGGAUGGGGAGUGUCCCUGCACAGCUAUUUUCAGGUCUCUCCAGAGAUGUUUGAUCGGGUUCAAGUCCGGGCUCUGGCUGGGCAACUCAAGGACAUUCAGAGACCUUAUAUAGACAGAUGUGUGCCUUUCCAAAUCAUGUCCAAUCAAUUGAAUAUACCACAGGUGUACCAUAUCACCCAGGCUCUAUUGGACAGUUAGUAUUCCAAAAAGGAUUUGGAAAAACAAAACUGAUUUGAGCAUAAAGGCCUGCAGUGUGAACAAGACUUAAGUGUCUGCUAUUGAGACUACUGAGCUUAGACUAGCGAUGAAAGGAAAGACAGAGAAGAGGGAAAUAGAAAGUUCAACAGACCAUCGCUCCGUUUGUACCCAACCUUGUUUCUUAUCCCAAAUGACACUUCUAGCCAUGACACACCCUCUAUUUACACUCUGUCAUGGUGGCCAGAGAGCCCCACUCCUUUAAACACAGACACACAGUGCUGUUCCCAGCAGCAUACCUCUGUGAGAGACUGGAUGUUAUGCUUCCUUUGAAAGUGUUCAGCCCCUACAUAUCUGGGCUGCUCUCUCUGUAUUUCACCAUUUUAUUUUAUUUUUACAUUUAUUUAACUAGGCAAGUCAGUUAAGAACAAAUUCUUAUUUACAAUGACGGCCAAACCCGGCCGUGCGCCGCCCUAUGGGACUCCCAAUCACGGCCGGUUGUGAUACAGCCUGGAAUCGAACCAAGGGGUCUGUAGUGACGCCUCAAGCACUGAGAUGCAGUGCCUUAGACCACUGCGCCUCUCGGGAGCCCAAUAAAUAAAAUAGAAAUAAAAAACCUUCUCUAUUUAUCCAUCACAGAGUGCUUAGAAGAUUGAGUGUUGAUAUUAAAAUGAUAAUUGCCAUGAUUACAUUAUGAAAUGUUUUUGCAUGGAUUUUUGUGUUUUAAGGUUGGGCAAUAUCCAGAUUUUCAUAUUGUCAUGUUGUCCUCCUGUCAUCCCGGGAUUCAAGGUAUUACCGUCUUAGUACACAAGGGGGCACUAAAAAUGCAACAACAAAAAACCAUUGGGCGUCUAUUACCAGAAUGCUAACAAAAUUAGCACAAGUAAUGGUGUAUAGAGGCUGCUAGCUAAAUAGGCUAACAAGCUCACACUAAAAUAAAUGAAUUGCAAAGACAGGCAAUCCAGCUCAUAACGUUAUACAAGUAUCGGUUGUAGCUACCGAAUGUAAUUUUUUCUGAGUUUGGACAUUUACAAACAAAUGUUAGUAAGAGACAUUGUGCAAAUGAAAAAAGUUUUGACACGCUUUUCUGAAGUAAGAAGAGCACAGGCUCUGGAGCAGCAUGUGUACACGCUGUGUCUGUGUGGAAUCGCUAGGUCAAUGGGCCUGCCUGCUCUGCUUGGAGAAGACUGAGGAGCUGACAACAGAGAGGAGAAAAAAACACAAGGAAAUCAAGAUGGCAGCAGUGGCAUCUGUACAGAUAAUUAAUCAUCCUUGGCUAGGUUUCCAUCCAAUUGGCAACAGAUUUUCAUGCAAAUCUUUAAAAAUCUGCAUAAAGAAAAUGUGUAUUUUCCCACUAGUGGUGUUUCCACCAAAUUGACUUGUUGCAGAUAAAAAUCAGUGUGUGAUGACAGUGCACACAAAAUUUACUUUUUUGCUUACGUUUUCAUAUACCAAAUAAAAAUAGAAUGUUCAAUGUGUUCCCAUCGCAUUUUCAACUCUACCGAUAGUUUUGUCACAAGAACUGUUGCGUUAAAUAGCUAAUGUGCCUAUUCUGGUCAUACCGUGCACUUUCACCACCCUGUGAAGUUUCCCGAGUCGUAGUGGGAGGACCACACACACCAUGUCAUCGCAUGACUCCCAAGUUUACUUCGAUAUGAUGGUUAUUAUAUCAAUAUUUGCACAUAAAGGCGUUUCCACCGCCAUUUCGCGUAAAAUUAAUUUUACAGACACAAAAAGAUCCCACCAUGUCGAACAAACAAAUGAUCAGUCGUCAUUUAUAAAAUUGUCCCGAAACUUCCUAUUUCCCUCACAGCUGUCGUGAAUUUUUUUAAAUGCAGAAAGCCUUUAUUCACAUAAGGACUGUGGAUGGAUAUGUGGUUGGUGAUGAUCUUUUCUACACAGAAGAUCAUAGAUCUUGCCUGAGGAACUUCUGAACUUCCCACUACCUUUCUGAUGCAUUUCAGUCACUUCAAACCAUACUUCCUUCAGAUUUGAAUACUGUCAAAAAUACUACGACUGAUUUUGUCAUAGACUGUCAUAGCUCCAAUUAAUAAAAGUAAACAUUGGCUGUUGAUUAAAUCAAUUGUUAUAUGGUGGGGUUGCAGAAUUCUUUUGGGAUAUCAAAAUGUUUGGGAACCCCUGGUGUAACCCCUCUCUCUGUGUUUCCCACAGCUCUGGAGAAUGUGUCUAAGUCAGUUCGUCUGUGGAAAACUGCUGUAGAACUGGAGGAGCCAGAGGAUGCCAGGAUCAUGCUGAGCAGAGCUGUGGAGUGCUGUCCAACUAGCGUGGAGGUCCACACACAUUGAUAUUGUGCAGUAUUCUCAUAAGGACCCAGUCUCUUACAAUUCUGCAUUCUGACCCUGACUGCUUAUCUGAAAAUACCCCCUUCCCUCACCUUCCUGCCCCCUCUACCUGUGUAGUUGUGGCUGGCGCUGGCGCGGCUGGAGACCUAUGAGAAUGCCAGGCGUGUCCUGAACAAGGCCCGUGAGAACAUCCCUACGGACCGCCACAUCUGGAUCACCGCCGCCAAGCUGGAGGAGGCCAACGGGAAUACUCAGAUGGUGGAGAAGAUUGUUGACAGAGCCAUCACAUCACUCGGGGCCAACGGAGUCGAGAUCAACAGAGAACAGUGGAUACAGGUGAGAGGGAGCAAGUGUGUGUGAGAGAGAGAGAGAGGUGGUGAGAAUUUAGAGCAGGAAACACCAGUGUGAUCCAAAGCACAAAGUGAUGUUACCCACUUCCAGCUCCUGUUAUUUUCCUGUGACCCGCUGAAUAAACAACAGUCUCCUGCAGCCAUUAUCCAAAAGCCUUCUGCUUCACCCCAGCAUUUUCAAAAUGUCUAAUGUUGACAAGUGUCUUCACCCUUUACCCAAAUCAUGCCUGUGUUGCCCUUGACUCCACUCUGUAAAAGGAUACUAUAAUCACUUCCUCUCUUCAGAGGUGCUGGAACAACUGUCUCGUCCAUCUUAUUUAAUCACUGCAGCACAAAACAAGCAGCGGAGCACUCAAACACUUUGCGUGUGUGUCACUUGCUGCAGGUCAGUGACUGAUGUCUUUCCGACCUCUGUGCAGUUCUGUGCAUUUCACCUCUGUUCCACUUGCACUUAUUGUCGUGCAACAAAGCUUUGGACUGCAAUCACCUGUCGGAUUCAUGUAUUUGUUUCUUUUCCCUUGUUUUCCCUCUUUUCUUGGCUCUAAAGUGAAGUGGUCCAUCAACUGUUCUCUGGGACAGGCAUGGGAGUUAUAUUGGAGUGCACAGGGGGAAUAUUAAGUAUAUGGUUUGGCACUGCAGAGCCAGAUCAAACACUGGCUUGAUUCAACUCAAAAGAGAACAGAUCAUGUCAUGUUUUUUCCCCUGUACAGUUUGAAGCCCUAGCCGCCCAUAAGUCUGAGAUUAUUUAAGAGAGCCGUCUAUAAAUGGUUGAGGAUCCUUGUGAACAUGUUUUCACAUAAGUCACUCUGUAGUUGCUCCAGCAUUCCACUGGCUUGCCUGACUGUCCAAGGCACAAGUUCUCUCUCGCUCUCUCCUUACCCUCCAUCCUGUCCGUCCGUUCAACUCCCCCUCUCCCUUUCAAACUUUUCUCCAUAUUCUUCUCCCUCCCCUCCCUCGUUUUUUCAUUUUUCCUCCCCUCUGUCCCUCGUUCAACCCAUUCUUUAAAACUCUCUCCCCCCUUGUCUCCAGGAUGCAGAGGAGUGUGAUAAGGCGGGUAGCGUGGCAACGUGCCAGGCGGUGAUCCGGGCAGUUAUUGGCAUCGGCAUCGAGGAGGAGGACUGUAAACACACCUGGAUGGAGGAUGCAGAGAGCGUAAGCAUGAUGACCUUUCACCCUUUCCUUCUCCUUUAAUCUCUCAAUACCCCUGGACCUAAUUCCUCAAUACCCCAAACUCAGUUUAUAUUAGAAACAAAUGGCAUAGUCCAUAGUUUGAUACAUUAUCUGUAAUUCGUUUUUAUUUCAGUGUGUGUCCCACGGGGCUCUGGAGUGUGCCCGUGCCAUCUAUGCCCACGCCCUGCAGAUGUUCCCUAGCAAGAAGAGUGUGUGGCUACGCGCAGCCUACUUCGAGAAGAACCACGGCACCAGGUGUGUGUGUUGAAACCAGACUAAGUUGAAUUGAAUGCCUGUACCUAUUGAUUGUAAUUGUCUCAGAGUAGAUUUCAUCACUGUGGCACGUUGUCAUUGGCAAGUGAUUCAAUAGAAGCCAAUUCAUUUGAUUAGUUGCUUUUAUAUCUUUGAAUUUUGUAUAAUAGUGAUUAUUUAUAUAAGGGCUAAUCAACGAGAGGCUAUGCGUUCUCUGGAAAAUAAUGAACGAUGUGUAAGGUGUGUUCAACGACACAUUAGCGAAGUGGAACUAACCUUCCACGGAGUUGCAUUAUUUUCCAGAGAAUGCAUAGAGCCCCGAGUUGAUUAUCCGUUUCAUACCAUGGCUAUAAUUUAACACAUUUGCACUAGAAAUGUGUUCAUUUGCCGGUAUAAAUGUGUUCAACAUCCACUGAAGUAGCUAGCAAAUUUACUAGAUAGCGACAGUAGUUGCCUUGGUAACCAAACAAACAGACUUGCUAGUUUAGCUAACCAAACCCAUACGGUUAGUUAUGAUCAAUCACUGUUUCAAAGCCUGCCUGUUCUCUCUUACACUUUCUCUCCAUGACUUAUUCAAUCUCUCUCUUUCCCCUCUCCGCACUUGAUUUCUCCUCUAUAUUUACUCACAUCUCUCUCACUCCCCCAUUUUCUUCUCAUCUGACCCCCUUUAUUUCUCUCCACGCUUCACCCUUUUACUUCUCACUAUCCACCCAACCUCCUCCCUCCUGUGUGUCAUCAUCCUGUGUGUCAUCAUCCUCUGUGUGUCAUCAUCCUCCAUCUCAGGGAGUCUCUGGAGGCGCUGCUGCAGAGGGCGGUGGCUCACUGUCCCAAGGCUGAGGUGCUGUGGCUGAUGGGGGCCAAGUCUAAGUGGCUGGCUGAGGACGUGCCUGCUGCCCGGAGCAUCCUGGCUCUUGCCUUCCAGGUGAGAGAGGAACGAUGACCUUGCUAGCUGGAGUAAACAUGCUUAUUCCAACGGUAUCUUUCUUUAUAACAAUAGGGUACACAGCAAAGUGCAAAUCAAGAUUUGGUAGAAGUCAAACACCUUUCCUCCUAUCUGUCUGUGUCCAGGCUAACCCUAACAGUGAGGAGAUCUGGCUGGCUGCUGUGAAGCUGGAGUCUGAGAAUAAUGAAUAUGAGAGAGCACGUCGACUACUGGCCAAGGCCCGCAGCAGUGCUCCUACUGCCAGGGUGAGUGUGUGUGUGUGUGUGUGUGUGUGUGUGUGUGUGUGUGUGUGUGUGUGAGAGUGUGGGGGGGGGUCAGGGUUUCCGUUAGCCGGCUAUUGGCUGCUUUUGGACGAUAAAUCGAAAUGAAAAGCCGAUAAAUAAAACUGUUGCCGGCCAAAAUGACUGGGAGAAAAUAAUCCCAUUGCAAAAUAAAGCUUUUUAUUCAUUGAUGGAAAUACCAGUCGAAGAAAUACAUUUGACCGCCAUGCUUAUCGAUCUUUAGGUUAAUGUGCAUAAUUUAGUGGAAUGAAAUUGGCCUAUUUUCAUUAGUCAUUAUGUAUCUUAUUUAUCCAACAAAGCUAUCAUACGCGCCCAGCAUACAGAGCCUAUUUUGAGCGGGAUUUCUCCUGAUGGAGUAAAACGUGCUUUUAUAAGCCCAUUCAUUGCACAACAAUUCUAAAUGAAAUCGCAAAAAAACCUUUUGGUGCUCCGUUAAAAAUAGCUACUAUUCUUAUUUCUCAACUGGUAAUUGAAGCACGCCUCCCAUUCAAGUGCGAGCAACACGCUCUCAGUGCAGUAUGCAUUUUUAAAACAUACUUCAUUGUUUGAAACCUGAAUGUUUUAUUUCAUAUUAUGAGGCAUUUCUUACCUUGCUUCAAAGUAGCCUAUAGUCAAAAUCCGACCGUGGAAACUUGGAGGCAGUUAUUAUAUAAAGACUUCAUUGGCGGCGCAUGAGUUUCAAGUUUGGGGAAGCUUACAAUUUAUCCUGUAAUUUCUACCAUUCUGUGUGCCAGUUAUGAUUUUCAUAUGUGCAUUUUCAUGGAACAGUUUCAUUUCAAUAAUAACUUUAUUGUUUCUAUGCGUGCUUAGAUGCUUUUCGCUGACUGCUCCAACUCAAUCAUCAGCUAGGCCUAUUGCCACGCGUGCUGCUGGCUUCCCAAAUAGACAUAGGCCUACAAACUUGUGCUUUGAAAUGACCAACUGCUAUUUUUCUUAAGAAACUAAUGAUCCUCGAUUCCUCUGUGGCUAAGUCAUGCUUUCUGGUGAAGUAUUUUCAAUUAUUUUAUUUAUUUAUGUAUAGACAGGAGUAAUUAUAUAAUUUUGGCUAAUUUAUUUCCAUUUACUUCCCUAUUGGACCCACCGCUAUGCCAUUUCUCUCCUGUUCUAAUGGUUUUCAUAUCAACUUUCUUUAAUUGUCCAGAAGCCAAAGGCACAACCCUAGUCAUAUUAGCAACCCAAUCAUAGUUGUUGCAUCUUUCGAUUCCCCCUCUUUCUAAAUGUAACAGAUUUUCAUCUCUGUCACAUAUGGAACCGCUAUCAGGUGCGCUGUUUAGAAUGGUGUUUUCCAAUGUGCGCUGUUUAGAAUGGUAUUUUCCCGCGAACUGCAUUUUGACAGAUUAUGUUUUAUUGGCUGCUUCAUUACAUGAGUUGCAUGUUCUGUUAAGAUGCAUUAUCAUACUCCAAAUGUUAUUUCUGUCAUGGCCAGUAAAUUUAAAUCUUCCCGGUCACGUUGUCCGACGCAUCCCUGGGUUGUUUGUGAGUAUGGGUGGGAUGAGCGGGUGUGUGAUAGAGGAUAUAUAAUAUGGUGCUUGUGUAUGGUUCAUAUGUGUGAGCCUUGACCGGGACUUGAGUUGAGGGGGAGGGGGGACAGAAGACAAUAUCCUGCUGCUCCACUGUACAGAUGUCUAUUCUUAAUUUGACCCGUUUCUCACUGCAGGAAAAUAAUCUUGCAGCUACGAGACACAUUCAUUAUUAUGUGGAUUAUAAUUAAUGGACAUUUUUGUAGGUGUUGAUACAAAUCAAGUCUGACAUUUUAAAGGGGAAAUUACAAACUUUAGAAAGAAAUUUGUAUUUCCUACAGUGCAGGACAAUUCUCUGCGAAAACAGAGUGAUCAAAUUAAGAUUGCACAUCUGUAUUUAGCCAUAACCUUUAACUGUUAGCCUCAGCCAAGGCUCCUCUAUUGAUACAAAGAGCUGAAUCAGAACGAGUCCUACAGUCAUCCAUCUUCCAGUUUGCACAACAUCAACAUCAGUGUCGGGUGAAAGAGAACUAGAGCCCCAGGGGGAUAUUUCCAAACUCAUUUGUCUUGUCAGGAUGGCCCAGUGGGAUAUAUAGAUAACAUACAGUACACACACACACACACCGUUUCCUCAGUCAUUUACUAUCAGGGGUAAAUGUGAAUCUGGAAGCUGGUGGCUGUGCUAGGUGUGUAGGGGUUGCUUCUCGGUCAGACAGAACAGCAGGAAUUGGUGAGAUGGAGAUGGACCUGACCUCAGAUAGAUUUGUUUUGGGAGGAAGUAUUCUAUGAAGGUAAUGGUGCGUUAUCCAGUUGGAGUCUUCUCCAUGCGUCCAUGCCCAGGCUUGCUAGAUUCACAACUGGAUGGGAAACUGCCAAAGUGUUGUCUGUCUCCAGGAGAUUGUAGCAUUGCUUGCCAGAUAAUGUAACAAUGUGGUGUUGUUGAAGGUAGAAACGUCCAGGCUAGGCUUGAGGAUGUUGUAACUGGCAUCAUUACAACAUGAUAUUAGUUACAUUUUAAAUGGUUGUCUGUGAUGUUGUCUUGCCACUGCCUACUCCAGUUCCAAAAAUGUAGUUGUUCAUUGCUAUUUCUUCUGCAAGCUUUUAUUCAGAAGGAAAUGUUGCUAAGGAAAAGAGUGUUCCAAUGUAAUUACUAAGAUGAAAAGUUAAUGAACAGAGUGUGUGUUUGUCCCAUUGCAGGUGUUUAUGAAGUCAGUUAAGCUGGAGUGGGUGUUGGGGAACAUCGAAGCGGCCCACGAGCUGUGUACCGAGGCUCUGAAACACUACGAGGACUUCCCCAAGCUCUGGAUGAUGAGGGGACAGAUAGAGGAGCAGUCUGAAAACAAUGAGAAGGCCAGGGAGGCCUACAACCAGGGGGUGAGGAGGGGAAGCGAGAAGGCCAGGGAGGCCUACAACCAGGGGGUGAGGAGGGGGGAGAGAGGCCUACAACCAGGGUGUGAGGAAGGGGAGAGAGAAGGCCAGGGAGGCCUACAACCAGGGGGUGAGGAGGGGGAGAGAAGUCCAGGGAGGCCUACAACAAGGGGGUGAGGAGGGGGAGAGAAGGCCAGGGAGGCCUACAACCGGGGGAUGAGAGGGGGAAGGGAGAUUGGACGUGAAGACAGGAGUGGGCAUUCUGGAUUAUGAGAGAUAUCAGAAUACAUGCAUACAGCUAGAGAGACAGUAGGCUAUCUGAAGUUCAAUGUCGCCCAGUUAUUGAUCCAGUCUUAAAACAGAUGUGUGUUUAACACCGAUUCCUCUUAACUGCGUGUGUCCGCGUACGUGUAGCUGAAGAAGUGUCCCCACUCCAUGUCCCUGUGGCUGCUGCUGUCUCGUCUGGAGGAGAGGGUUGGCCAGCUGACCAGGGCCAGAUCCAUCCUGGAGAAAUCACGCCUCAAGAACCCACAGAGCCCAGAGCUAUGGUGAGAUAUACAGAUGCAUUACACUUACACACAAACAGACACAUACAGACGGACGCACACAGACACACACACACACGCUUAAAACACACACAGUAACAUGUUUGUGUGUGUUGUCAGGUUGGAGUCGGUGAGACUGGAGUUCAGGGCAGGGCUGAAGAACAUCGCCAACACACUGAUGGCUAAAGCCCUACAGGAGUGCGCCAACUCAGGUAAGGCAGUCAGUCACAAUGUGUGUGUGAUGGAGAGCAAUUCUCAGUCUUUUUAGUCUGCUAGAUCCAGGUGGUGAUUGUCCCAGUUAGCUUGGUCACUAUGUGAGAUGUAUUUACUCACAUAAACCAGGUUUCCAUCCAAAUGUCGACAAAACAAAAUACGCUAGACAAGGUGGGAUCUUUUUGUGACAUAGCGGCGGAAAUGCCUUUAUGCGCAAAUAUGGAUAUAAUAACCAUCAUUUUGACGUAAAAAUCACGCGAUGAUGUGGUGUGUGGUCUUUCCACUUCGACUCGUCUGGAAAGCAUGCCGUUUAUUAGGCUACAGAUGAAAUACAGUGCUAUGAAAAAGUAUUUGCCCUCUUUUUAAUUUUCUCUACUUUUGCAUAUUUGUGAUACUGAAUGUUAUCAGAUCUUCAACAAAAACCUAAUAUUAGAUAAAGGGAACAUAAGUGAACAAAUAACACAACAAUUACAUAUUUAUUUCAUAAACAAAGUUAUGCAACACCCAAUUCCCCUGUGUGAAAAAGUAAUUGCCCCCUUACACUCAAUAACUGGUUGUGCCACCUUUAGCUGCAAUGACUCCAACCAAAUGCUUCCUGUAGUUGUUGAUCAGUCUCUCACGUCGCUGUGGAGGAAUUUUGGCCCACUCUUCCAUGCAGAACUGCUUUAACUCAGUGACGUGUGGGUUUUUAAGCAUGAACUGCUCGUUUCAAGUCCUGCCACAACAUCUCAAUUGGGAUUAGGUCUGGACUUUGACUAGGCCAUUCCAAAACUUCCAAUUUGUUGCUUUUUAGCAAUUUUCAUGUAGACUUGAUUGUGUGUUUUGGAUCAUUGUCUUGCUGCAUGACCCAGCUGCGCUUCAGCUUCAGCUCACAGACGGAUGGUCUGACAUUCUCCUGUAGAAUUCUAUGAUACAGAGCAGAAUUCAUGGUUCCUUCUAUUAAGGCAAGUCGUCCAGGUCCUGAGGCAGCAAAGCAUCCCCAAACCAUCACACCACGACCACCAUGCUUGACCUUUGGUAUGAUGUUCUUACUGUGGAAUGCAGUGUUUGGUUUUCGCCAGGCAUAAUGGGACCCAUCUCGUCCAAAAAGUUGACUCAAGUUUGCCAAAAAGCACCUGGAUGAUCAUCAAGACUCUUGGAAGAACGUUCUAUGGACAGAUGAUUCAAAAGUAUAACUUUUUGGACGACAUGGUUGAUGCGACGUGAGAGACUGAUCAACAACUACAGGAAGCAUUUGGUUGGAGUCAUUGCAGCUAAAGGUGGCACAAUUUGUAAUAGUUGUGUUAUUUGUUCACUUAUGUUCCCUUUAUCUAAUAUUAGGUUUUUGUUGAAGAUCUGAUAACAUUCAGUAUCACAAAUAUGCAAAAGUAGAGAAAAUUAGAAAGGGGGCAAAUACUUUUUUAUAGCACUGUAAGUUAUGAUGAACUUCACAAGGUGGUGAAAGUGCAAGAUGAUGAGCUUGAUGCUCCUUUCCAAUAAAUGUCGAGGGUCUUAUUCUGGUGACAUGAUGAUCGAUGCUUGGCUGCCGUUUGACAAAUCAAAAUAAUAAUAAUCUCAUCAUGUAGUAGGCUGUAUCCGCACUGUAUCUUCGAGCAGCUGGCUAGAGUACACGUGCCAAGACCAGAGUGGGCACAUUUGCUAUUUAACGCGACAAUUUGUUUUACAAAACCAUCAGUAGAGUUGAAAGUGCGAUGGAAACCCAUUUUAAAUUGUAUUUUUUAUUCAGUACAUAGGACUUUAACCACAAAAGUAAUUUUUAUGUGCAUUGUGUCAUCAUGCACAGCCUUUUAUCAAUUUGAUGGAAAAUGCGCAUAUUGUUUUUAUGUGGAUUUUAGAAUAUUCACAUGGAAACCUGUCGCCAAUUGGAUGGAAACCUAGCUAGUGAAGUGUUUGUGAGUAGAUAGCCCAUACAAAGAUUUUUAGCCUGCAAAGUAAAAAAAAAUGUUUUGUUGUAAGUAAAAGAAAAAUCAAUUAACUUCAACAGAAUUCUAAUGUUUACUCAAACAACAUUUUUUUGUCCUCAGACAUCAAAGGUUAAAGUUGUUUGUGUUUUAAGUACAGUGGCUUGCGAAAGUAUUCACCCCCUUGGCAUGUUUCCUAUUUUGUUGCCUUACUACCUGUAAUUUAAAUUGACUUUUAUUUGGAUUUCAUGUAAUGGACAUACACAAAAUAGUCCAAAUUGGUGAAGUGAACUGAAAGAAAUUACUAGUUUCAAACAAUUCUAAAAAAUAAAUAACGGAAAAGUGGUGUGUGCAUAUGUAUUCACCCCCUUUGCUAUGAAGCCCCUAAAUAAGAUCUGGUGCAACCAAUUACCUUCAGAAGUGACAUAAUCAGUGAAAUAAAGUCCACCUGUGUGCAAUCUAAGUGUCACAUGAUCGGAGUAUAUAUACACCUGUUCUGAAAGGCCCCAGAGUCUGCAACACCACUAAGCAAGGGGCACCACCAAGCAAGAGACACCAUGAAGACCAAGGAGCUCUCCAAACAGGUCAGGGACAAAGUUGUGGAGAAGUACAGAUCAGGGUUGGGUUAUUAAAAAAAUAUCAGAAACUUUGAACAUCCCACAGAGCACCAUUUAAAUCCAUUAUUAAAAAUAGGAGAGAAUAUGGCACCACAACAAACCUGCCAAGAGAGGGCCACCCACCAAAACUCACGGACCAGGCAAGGAGGGCAUUAAUCAGAGAGGCAACAAAGAGACCAAAGAUAACUCUGAAGGACCUGCAAUGCUCCACGGCGGAGAUUGGAGUAUCUGUCCAUAGGACCACUUUAAGCCAUACACUUUAAGCCGUACACAGCUGGGUUUUACGGAAGAGUGGCCAGAAAAAAGCCAUUGCUUAAAGAAAAACAUUUGCAAACAAGUUUGGUGUUUGCCAAAAGGAAUGUGGAGACAGACUCCCCAAACAUAUGGAAAAGGGUACUCUGGUCAGAUUAGACUAAAAUUGAGCUUUUUGGCCAUCAAGGAAAACGCUAUGUCUGGCGCAAGCCCAACACCUCUCAUCACCCCGAGAACAUCAUCCCACAGUGAAGCAUGGUGGUGGCAGCAUCAUGCUGUUGGGAUGUUUUUCAUCGGCAGGGACUGGGAAACUGGUCAGAAUUGAAGGAAUGAUGGAUGGCGCUAAAUACAGGGAAAUUCUUGAGGGAAACCUGUUUCAGUCUUCCAGAGAUUUGAGACUGGGACGGAGGUUCACCUUCCAGCAGCACAAUGACCCUAAGCAUACUGCUAAAGCAACACUCGAGUGGUUUAAGGGGAAACAUUUAAAUGUCUUGGAAUGCCCUAGUCAAAGCCCAGACCUCAAUCCAAUUGAGAAUCUGUGGUAUGACUUAAAGAUUGCUGUACACCAGCGGAACCCAUCCAACUUGAAGGAGCUGGAGCAGUUUUGCCUUGAAGAAUGGGCAAAAAUCCCAGUGGCUAGAUGUGCCAAGCUUAUAGAGACAUACCCCAAGAGACUUGCAGCUGUAAUUGUUGCAAAGGGUGGCUGUACAAAGUAUUGACUUUGGGGGGGGUGAAUAGUUAUGCACGCUCAAGUUCAGUUAUUUUUGUCUUAUUUCUUGUUUGUUUCACAAUUGAAAAUAUUUUGCAUCUUGAAAGUGCUAGGCAUGUUGUGUAAAUCAAAUGAUACAACCCCCCCCCCCACCCCCCCCACCCCAAAUCAAUUUUAAUUCCAGGUUGUAGGGCAACAAAAUAGGAAAAAUGCCAAGGGGGUGAAUACUUUCGCAAGCCAAUGUAUAAUAAAUUAUCAACCUUGCAAGCAAUACAAUACUCUAUUAUUAUGGUGGGAGAUUAUAAUACCGUUUUGAAUAGCUCAAUGGACCCGUAAAGGAAAUCACACUACAAACUAUCACCCUCAUGCUCUUAAGGAAAUCGUGAAUGUCAUGGAUACAUUAGAACUAGUAGAUAUAUGGAGGCUUAAAUAUCCUGAUCUAGUGAGAUCUACAUGGCGGAGACUCAAUCAAGCUAGUCGUCUUGACUUCUUUCUUAUGUCAUUCUCGUUGGCACCAAAAGUGUAAAAAGUGUUGAUAGGGGACAGAAUGCAGUCGGACCAUCAUAUAAUUGGCAUAUACAUUACUCUUACUCAAUUUCCAUGUGGGCGAGGAUAUUGGAAAUUUAAUCAAAGCCUAUUGGAUGAUAACUUGUUUUUAACGAGGACAUACAGUGAGGGAAAAAAGUAUUUGAUCCCCUGCUGAUUUUGUACGUUUUCCCACUGACAAAGAAAUGAUCAGUCUAUAAUUUUAAUGGUAGGUUUAUUUGAACAGUGAGAGACAGAAUAACAACAAAAAAAUCCAGAAAGACGCAUGUCAAAAAUGUUAUAAAUUGAUUUGCAUUUUAAUGAGGGAAAUAAGUAUUUGACCCCCUCUCAAUCAGAAAGAUUUCUGGCUCCCAUGUGUCUUUUAUACAGGUAACGAGCUGAGAUUAGGAGCACACUCUUAAAAGGAGUGCUCCUAAUCUCAGCUUGUUACCUGUAUAAAAGACACCUGUCCACAGAAGCAACAAUCAAUCAGAUUCCAAACUCUCCACCAUGGCCAAGACCAAAGAGCUCUCCAAGGAUGUCAGGGACAAGAUUGUAGACCUACACAAGGCUGGAAUGGGCUACAAGACCAUCGCCAAGCAGCUUGGUGAGAAGGUGACAACAGUUGGUGCAAUUAUUCGCAAAUGGAAGAAACACAAAAUAACUUUCAAUCUCCUUCGGCCUGGGGCUCCAUGCAAGAUCUCACCUCGUGGAGUUGCAAUGAUCAUGAAAACGGUGAGGAAUCAGCCCAGAACUACACGGGAGAAUCUUGUCAAUGAUCUCAAGGCAGCUGGGACCAUAGUCACCAAGAAAACAAUUGGUAACACACUAUGCUGUGAAGGACUGAAAUCCUACAGCACCGUAAGGUCCCCCUGCUCAAGAAAGCACAUAUACAGGCCCGUCUGAAGUUUGCCAAUGAACAUCUGAAUGAUUCAGAGGAGAACUGGGUGAAAGUGUUGUGGUCAGAUGAGACCAAAAUCGAGCUCUUUGGCAUCAACUCAACUCGCCGUGUUUGGAGGAUGAGGAAUGCUGCCAAUGACCCCAUGAACACCAUCCCCACCGUCAAACAUGGAGGUGGAAACAUUAUGCUUUGGGUGUGUUUUUCUGCUAAGGGGACAGGACAACUUCACCGCAUCAAAGGGACGAUGGACGGGGCCAUGUACCAUCAAAUCUUGGGCGAGAACCUCCUUCCCUCAGCCAGGGCAUUGAAAAUGGGUCGUGGAUGGGUAUUCCAGCAUGACAAUGACCCAAAACACACGAUUUGCAGAGGGGUCAAAUACUUAUUUCCCUCAUUAAAAUGCAAAUCAAUUUAUAACAUUUUUGACAUGCGUUUUUAUGAAUUUCUUUGUUGUUAUUCUGUAUCUCACUGUUCAAAUAAACCUACCAUUAAAAUUAUAGACUGAUCAUUUCUUUGUCAGUGGACAAAUGUACAAAAUCAGCAGGGGAUCAAAUACUUUUUUUCCCACACUGUAUUAUGUAUAAGCUGGAAGUAGAGGCCUAAGCAUUGUUGUUCACUAGUUUACUCCAAUUAGGGAAGGGGUGGUGGGGUUGGAAAGUAUUAAAGGGAAAUAUAUUUUUUAAAAGGAGAGAUAUAUAUAUAUAUAUAUAUAUAUAUAUAUAUAUAUACAUACAUACAAACAAACAAACAAACAAACAAACAAACAAACAAACAAACAAACAAACAAACAAACAGUGGGGGGAAAAAAGUAUUUAGUCAGCCACCAAUUGUGCAAGUUCUCCCACUUAAAAAGAUGCGAGAGGCCUGUAAUUGUCAUCAUAGGUACACGUCAACUAUGACAGACAAAAUGAGAAAAAAAAUCCAGAAAAUCACAUUGUAGGAUUUUAAAUGAAUUUAUUUGCAAAUUAUGGUGGAAAAUAAGUAUUUGGGCAAUAACAAAAGUUUCUCAAUACUUUGUUAUAUACCCUUUGUUGGCAAUGACACAGGUCAAACGUUUUCUGUAAGUCUUCACAAGGUUUUCACACACUGUUGCUGGUAUUUUGGCCCAUUCCUCCAUGCAGAUCUUAACUAGAGCAGUGAUAUUUUGGGGCUGUCGCUGGGCAACACAGACUUUCAACUCCCUCCUAAGAUUUUCUAUGGGGUUGAGAUCUGGAGACUGGCUAGGCCACUCCAGGACCUUGAAAUGCUUCUUACGUAGCCACUCCUUCGUUGCCCGGGCGGUGUGUUUGGGAUCAUUGUCAUGCUGAAAGACCCAGCCACGUUUCAUCUUCAAUGCCCUUACUGAUGGAAGGAGGUUUUCACUCAAAAUCUCACGAUACAUGGCCCCAUUCAUUCUUUCCUUUACACGGAUCAGUCGUCCUGGUCCCUUUGCAGAAAAACAGCCCCAAAGCAUGAUGUUUCCACCCCCAUGCUUCACAGUAGGUAUGGUGUUCUUUGGAUGCAACUCAGCAUUCUUUGUCCUCCAAACACGACGAGUUUAGUUUUUACCAAAAAGUUCUAUUUUGGUUUCAUCUGACCAUAUGACAUUCUCCCAAUCCUCUUCUUGAUCAUCCAAAUGCACUCUAGCAGACUUCAGACGGGCCUGGACAUGUACUGGCUUAAGCAGGGGGACACGUCUGGCACUGCAGGAUUUGAGUCCCUGGCGGCAUAGUGUGUUACUGAUGGUAGGCUUUGUUACUUUGGUCCCAGCUCUCUGCAGGUCAUUCACUAGGUCCCCCCGUGUGGUUCUGGGAUUUUUGAUCACCGUUCUUGUAAUCAUUUUGACCCCACGGGGUGAGAUCUUGCGUGGAGCCCCAGAUCGAGGGAGAUUAUCAGUGGUCUUGAAUGUCUUCCAUUUCCUAAUAAUUGCUCCCACAGUUGAUUUCUUCAAACCAAGCUGCUUACCUAUUGCAGAUUCAGUAUUCCCAGCAUGGUGCAGGUCUACAAUUUUGUUUCUGGUGUCCUUUGACAGCUCUUUGGUCUUGGCCAUAGUGGAGUUUGGAGUGUGACUGUUUGAGGUUGUGGACAGGUGUCUUUUAUACUGAUAACAAGUUCAAACAGGUGCCAUUAAUACAGGUAACAAGUGGAGGACAGAGGAGCCUCUUAAAGAAGAAGUUACAGGUCUGUGAGAGCCAGAAAUCUUGCUUGUUUGUAGGUGACCAAAUACUUAUUUUCCACCAUAAUUUGCAAAUAAAUUCAUAAAAAAUCCUACAAUGUGAUUUUCUGGAUUUUUUCUCUCAAUUCUUCGUCAUAGUUGAUAUGUACCUAUGAUGAAAAUUACAGGCCUCUCUGAUUUUUUUAAGUGGGAGAACUUGCACAAUUGGUGGCUGACUAAAUACUUUUUUCCCCCACUGUAUAUGUGUGUGCAUAUAUAUAUAUAUAAGGGGAAAAAAAUAGGGGGGAUUGGAAUUGAUGCAGACAAUUACAUUGAUGGAAGUUACAAUCUAUCUGCAAUUUUAAAGCUGAUCUACCCACUAAAAAAAACACACAUAAAAACAUGCCUACCACUUUGAAGAUGCAAAAUAUUUUUUCUUGUGAAACAAACAAAAAAACUGACCUUGAGCGUGCAUAACUAUUCACCCCCCCAAAGUCAAUACUUUUUACAGCCACCUUUUGCAGCAAUUACAGCUGCAAGUCUAUUGGGGUAUGUCUCUAUAAGCUUGGCACAUCUAGCCACUGGGAUUUUUGCCCAUUCUUCAAGGCAAAACUGCUCCAGCUCCUUCAAGUUGGAUGGGUUCCGCUGGUGUACAGCAAUCUUUAAGUCAUACCACAGAUUCUCAAGUGGAUUGAGGUCUGGGCUUUGACUAGGGCAUUCCAAUACAUUUAAAUGUUUCCCCUUAAACCACUCGAGUGUUGCUUUACCAGUAUGCUUAGGGUCAUUGUCCUGCUAGAAGGUGAACCUCUGUCCCAGUCUCAAAUCUCUGAAAGACUGAAACAGGUUUCCCUCAAGAAUUUCCCUGUAUUUAGCGCCAUCCAUCAUUCCUUCAAUUCUGACCAGUUACCCUGUCCCUGCUGAUAAAAGGUGUUGGGUUUGCGCCAGACAUAGCGUUUUCCUUGAUGGCCAAAAAGCUCAAUUUUAGUCUCAUCUGACCAGAGUACCUUCUUCCAUAUGUUUGGGGAGUCUCCCACAUUCCUUUUGGCGAACACCAAACGUGUUUGCUUAUUUAUUUCUUUAAGCAAUGUAUUUUUUCUGGCCACUCUUCCGUAAAGCCCAGCUCUGUGGAGUGUAUGGCUUAAAGUGGUCCUAUGGACAGAUACUCCAAUCUCCGCUGUUGAGCUUUGCAGCUCCUUCAGGGUUGUCUUUGGUCUCUUUGUUGGCUCUCUGAUUAAUGCCCUCCUUGCCUGGUCCAUGAGUUUUGGUGGACGGCCCUCUCUUGGCAGGUUUGUUGUGGUGCCAUAUUCUUUCCUAUUUUUAAUAAUGGAUUUAAUGGUGCUCUGUGGGAUGUUCAAAGUUUCUGAUAUUUUAUUAUAACCCAACCCUGAUGUGUACUUCUCCACAACUUUGUCCCUGACCUGUUUGGAGAGCUCCUUGGUCUUCAUGGUGCCCCUUGCUUAGUGGUGUUGCAGACUCUGGGGCCUUUCAGAACAGGUGUAUAUAUACUGAGAUCAUGUGACACUUAUAUUGCACACAGGUGAACUUUAUUUAACUAAUUAUGUGACUUCUGAAGGUAAUUGGUUGCACCAGAUCUUAUUUAGGGGCUUCAUAGCAAAGGGGGUGAAUACAUAUGCACACACCACUUUUCUGUUAUUUAUUUUUUAGAAUUGUUUGAAACUAGUAAUUUCUUUCAGUUCACUUCACCAAUUUGGACUAUUUUGUGUAUGUCCAUUACAUGAAAUCCAAAUAAAAAUCCAUUUAAAUUACAGUUUGUAAUGCAACAAAAUAGGAAAAACGCCAAGUGGGAUGAAUACUUUUGCAAGGCACAGUAUGUCUAUAUUUAAUCAUGAUCAACAGUUCAGGGUGGAGAAAAUACUCUUACAUAUUGUAUUUACAUGUAUCUCUCUCGCUCUCUGUCUCUCUGUAGGUAUCCUGUGGGCUGAGGCAGUGUUUCUGGAGGCACGGCCCCAGAGGAAGACGAAGAGUGUUGAUGCUCUGAAGAAGUGUGAACACGACCCACACGUCCUGCUAGCCGUGGCCAAGUACGACACACACACUACCAAACUACAGAAUAUUCAUCUUCCACUCUUUCUCUCUCACAAACUCCCCCCCCCCCCCCCCCCCCAUCUUUGCAAUGACAACCUUCCCCUUUGUACUGUCUCAGUAGGACAAACUCUCCCUCUCUCUGCUUUCAUUCCUUCAGUAGGUUAAACUCUCCCUCUCUUUGCUCUUGAAACUGCAAUAUCCUUUGCUUUUGUGAAAUAUGGCUCUCAGACAAGAUACCCCCAUGGCUAUCCAACUCGAUGGAUUCUCCAUUCACCGGGCGGACAGGACAGUGGAGUCGGGGAAAUCGAGGGGGGGAGGGGUUUGCCUCUACAUCAACACCAACUGGUGUGCUACAGUGAGGGGAAAAAAGUAUUUGAUCCCCUGCUGAUUUUGUACGUUUGCCCACUGACAAAGAAAUGAUCAGGCUAUAAUUUUAAUGGUAGGUUUAUUUGAACAGUGAGAGACAGAAUAACAACAAAAAUCCAGAAAAACACAUGUCAAAAAUAUUAUAAAUUGAUUUGCAUUUUAAUGAUAAAAAUUACAGACCUCUACAUGCUUUGUAAGUAGGAAAACCUGCAAAAUCGGCAGUGUAUCAAAUACUUGUUCUCCCCACUGUAAGUAUUUGACCCCCUCUCAAUCAGAAAGAUUUCUGGCUCCCAGGUGUCUUUUAUACAGGUAACGAGCUGAGAUUAGGAGCACACUCUUAAAGGGAGUGCUCCUAAUCUCAGCUUGUUACCUGUAUAAAAGACACCUGUCCACAGAAGCAAUCAAUCAAUCAGAUUCCAAACUCUCCGCCAUGGCCAAGAUCAAAGAGCUCUCCAAGGAUGUCAGGGGCAAGAUUGUAGACCUACACAAUGCUGGAAUGGGCUACAAGACCAUCGCCAAGCAGCUUGGUGAGAAGGUGACAACAGUUGGUGCGAUUAUUCGCAAAUGGAAGAAACACAAAAUAACUGUCAAUCUCCCUCGGCCUGGGGCUCCAUGCAAGAUCUCACCUUGUGGAGUUGCAAUGAUCAUGAGAAUGGUGAGGAAUCAGUCCAGAACUACACGGGAGGAUCUUGUCAAUGAUCUCAAGGCAGCUGGGACCAUAGUCACCAAGAAAACAAUUGGUAACACACUACGCCGUGAAGGACUGAAAUCCUGCAGCGCCCGCAAGGUCCCCCUGCUCAAGAAAGCACAUAUACAGGGCCAUCUGAAGUUCCCCUCCUGUACUCCCUGUUCACCCAUGACUGCAUGGCCAGGCACGACUCCAACACCAUCAUUUAAGUUUGCCGACGGCACAACAGUGGUAGGCCUGAUCACCGACAACAAUGAGACAGCCUAUAGGGAGGAGGUCAGAGACCUGGCCGUGUGGUGCCAGGAUAACAACCUCUCCCUCAACGUGAUCAAGAUAAAGGAGAUGAUUGUGGACUACAGAGAAAAAAAGGGGACUGAGCACGCCCCCAUUCUCAUCGACUGGACUGUAGUGGAACAGGUUGAGAGCUUUCAAGUUCCUUGGUGUCCACAUCACCAACAAACUAUCAUGGCCCAAACACACCAAGACAGUCGUAAAGAGGGCACGACAAAGCCUAUUCCCCCUCAGGAGACUGAAAAGAUUUGGCAUGGGUCCUCAGAUCCUCAAAGAAUUCUACAGCAGCACCAUCAAGAGCAUCCUGACUGGUUGCAUCACCGCCUGGUAUGGUAACUGCUCGGCAUCCGACCGCAAGGCACUACAGAGGGUUGUGCGUACGGCCCAGUACAUCACUGGGGCCAAGCUUCCUGCCAUCCAGGACCUCUAUACCAGGCAGUGUCAGAGGAUGACCUUAAAAAUUGUCAGACUCUAUCCACCCUAGUCAUAGACUGUUCUCUCUGCUACUGCACGGCAAGUCUAGGUCCAAAAGGCUUCUACCCCCAAGCCAUAAGACUCCUGAACAGCUAAUCAUGGCUACCUGGACGAUUUGCAUUAUCCCUCCCACCCCCUCUUUUACGCUGCUGCUACUCUGUUUAUAAUCUAUGCAUAGUCACUUUAACUCUACCCACAUGUACAUAUUACCUCAAUUACCUCGACUAACCGGUGCCCCCGCACAUUGACUCUGUACUGGUACCCCCUGUAUAUAGCCUCCCUACUGUUAUUUUAUUUUAGUGCUGCUCUUUAAUUAUUUUUUAUUUUAAGAUAUUUUUUACUUAUCAAUUUUUUACGUAACACUUUUUUAUUUUCUUACAACUGCAUUGUUGGUUAAGGGCUUGUAAGUAAGCAUUUCACUGAAAAGUCUACACCUGUUGUAUUCGGCGCAUGUGGCAAAUAACAAUUGAUUUGAUGAAAACCUAUAUCCCGAGGCUGCUUUUCUGGUUGCCGGCGAUUUUUAAUUCCGCAUCACUUAGACACGUGAUGCCCAACUUCCAUCAACACGUCUCCAACGCCACUAGGGCGAUAAAGUCCUAGACCACUGUUAUUCUACCCUCAAGCAAGCAUACAAGGCCCUCCCUCGUCCGCCAUUCGGCAAAUCAGAUCAUGACUCCUGCUUCCUGUUUACAAGUAGAAACUCAAACAGGAAGUACCCGUGACUCGCUCAGUUGAGAAAAGGUCACCAGAAUCAGAGGUUAUGCUACAGGUCUGCUUUGCUAGCGCUGAUUGGAAUAUGUUUUGAGACUCCGCCGAUAACAUUGACGAGCUAACCACCUCUGUCACCGGCUUCAUUAGAAAAUGUAUCUGCGACAUUGCCACACGGUGAGGGUUCGCUGCUUCCCCAAUCAAAAGCCCUGGAUUAACACAGAGGUUGGCACUAAAAUAAAGGCCAGGGUUACCGCACACAGAGCUAUCGUAGACAACCCUGAGGCUACGACCAAGGACAGAAACAAGUAUAAGAAGUCCCGCUAUGCCCUCCUCAGAGUCAUCAAAUGAGCCAAAGGACAAUAUAGGAAUAAGGUGGAAUCAUACUACACAGGUUCUGACUCCCACCGCAUGUGGCAGGGGCUACAAUCCAUUAUGAAUUACAAAGGAUGACCCAACCGUGAUCUGCCCAACGAUGCCUUUCUACCAGACGAACUCAAUGCAUUUCAUGCACGCUUUGACAACAACAACAUUGUGCCGGGUGUGAGGGCCGUCACCGACCCAGAGGAUUGGGUGAUCUCGCACAAUGACUAACGCCCUGUAGCACUCACUUCUGUAAUCAUGAAAUGCAUUGAGAGGCUGGUUAUGGCACACAUUAACUCCACCAUCCCAGACUCCCUAGACACACUCCAAUUUGCAUACCGCCCCAACAGAUCCAUAGAUGACGCCAUCUCAAUUGCUCUCCACACUGCCCUCGCCCACAUAGAUAAGAUGAAUACCAAUGUGAGUAUUCUGUUCAUUGACUACAGCUCAGCGUUCAACACCAUUGUCACCUCCAAGCUUGUCGCCAAGCUUACGACUCUGGGUCUGAACACCUCCCUCUGCAACUGGAUCCGGGACUUCCUGACAAGGCAACAUCACCUCCGCCAUGCUGACCCUCAACACAGAGGUGUGUGCUUAGUCCCAUCCUGUAUUCCCUGUUCACCCACGACAUGAAGGUGGGAGGCCUGAUCACCGGCGACGAUGAGUCAGCCUACAGGGAGGAGGUCAGAGACUUAGCAGUGUGGUGCCAGAACAACAACCUCUCCCUCAACGUCAGUAAGACCAAGGAGCUGAUCGUGGACAACAGGAAAGGGGGGGGGGGGGGGGCGAGCACGCCAACAUCCACAUCGACUGGGCUGCAGUGGAGCAGGUCGAGAGCUUUAAGUUCCUCUGUGUCCAAAUCACUAAAGAUCACUAAUGGUCCAAACACGUGCACAGUCGUGAAGAAGGCGCGACAGCGCCUCUUCCCCAUCUGUAGGUUGAAAUAGUUUGACAUAUCUACAGCUGUACCAUUGAGAACAUUUUAACUGGCUGCAUCACUGCCUGGUAUGGCAAUAUGACCACCCUCGUUUGCAUGGCGCUACAGUGGGUGGUGCGGACAGUGCAGUACAUCGCUGGGGCCGAGCUCCCUGCCAUCUAGGACAUCUAUAUCAGGCGGUGUGUUAGGAAUGCCCUGAAAAUGGUUAGACUCCAAUUACCGAAGCCAUAGACUAUUCUCUCUGCUUCCGUACGGCAAGUGGUACCGGUGCAUCAAGUCUGGCACCAAUAGGUUCUUGAACAGCUUCUAUCCCCAAGCAAUACGACUGAUAAAUAGCUAACAAAAUAGUUACACAGACUAUCUGAGUUAACCUCGUAUCCUCAUUGACCUUUUUAUCUUUUCUCUAUGCACUCACAGGGCCAACACACUCACACACACUCACUCCAUCUUCUCACUCACACAUAAUAUGCACAUACAUUUAUACUGACUCUACACACACGCACACCCACUCACAUACAAGCUGCUGCUAAUCUGUUUAUCUUAUUUCCUGUAUACAUAUCUACCUCCAUCACUCCAGUAUCCCUGUAUGGUAUUGGAACUGACCCUGUAAAUAGUAUGCUUGCUUACUUACUUAUUGUGUUCUUCAUAUUUCUUAUUUCUCGUGUGUGUUUCUUUCUAGUAUUAUGUUAUUGAUCAUUGCAUUGUUGGGUUUUGAGUUUGCAAGAAAGGCAUUUCACUGUACUUGUGCAUGUGACUUUAAAACUUGAAACUUUCAUUCCUUCAGUAGGUUAAACUGUCCCUCUCUCUGCUUUCAUUCCUUCAGUAGGUUAAACUCUCCCUCUCUGCUUUCAUUCCUUCAGUAGGUUAAACUCUCCCUCUCUGCUUUCAUUCCUUCAGUAGGUUAAACUGUCCCUCUCUCUGCUUUCAUUCCUUCAGUAGUUUAAACUCUCCUUCUCUCUGCUUUCAUUCCUUCAGUAGGUUAAACUCUCUCUCUCUCUGCUUUCAUUCCUUCAGUAGGUUAAACUCUCUCUCUCUCUGCUUUCAUUCCUUCAGUAGUUUAAACUCUCCUUCUCUCUGCUUUCAUUCCUUCAGUAGGUUAAACUCUCUCUCUCUCUCUGCUUUCAUUCCUUCAGUAGGUUAAACUCUCCUUCUCUCUGCUUUCAUUCCUUCAGUAGUUUAAACUCUCCCUCACUCUCUCCCUUGCUUUCACUCUACCAGUACAACACAUGCCCACUAUCUCCUCUCCCUCUGUCAACAUCUUAGUUGUAAUCUGGCGGUAACCAGCUGGCGUGUGUGUGUGUGUGUAUCACAGGCUGUUCUGGAGCGAGCGUAAGAUCACUAAGGCCAGAGAGUGGUUCCUGAGGACAGUGAAGAUUGAGCCAGACCUGGGAGACGCCUGGGCCCUCUUCUACAAGUUUGAGAUGCAACACGGCACAGAGGUAUGUGUGUGUGUGUCUGAAUGAGCUUGUAUGUGUGUGGGGGGCUCUGUGUUGUUCUAUGCGUCUCACCCCUCUCCCCUCUCUCUGUGUCCCCUGUAGGAGCAGCAGGAAGAGGUGCGUAAGCGUUGUGAGAAUGCUGAGCCGCGUCACGGGGAGCUGUGGUGUGCUGAAUCCAAACAUGUCCUCUACUGGCAGAAGAAGAUAGGAGAGAUCCUCACGCAGGUCGCCUCCAAGAUCAAAAACACCUUCUAAAGAUGGACAGACAGACACUGUGUGUGUGUUAUUGAUCUGUUUCUCUGACUCCAUGUCCCUCUGUCCAUUAACCAGGGACAGACACCCCAUGUUCUCUCCUUUCAAAGUCUGUGGUAGAGAGUAGCAGCAUAAUUGCAGUCUUCGGGGACACACACACACAGACACACUUGCCUGGGCUGAGGAGUGGACUACGGUUCACUAGUAGUACAGAAUAUUUGCAUAUUUGCAAUGUAUGCAGAGUUUUAAAGCACAUUGCUGUUGGGAAAAUAAAAUGAAAACAGGAUAUUUUGUUGAACAUCAUUUUUUAUGGAAUUGUGAAAUAUAAUGUCCUUCAAUUGAAUCUGCAAGGGUAUUCUUGGAGAAGAGAAAUGUACCUGAUACCAGCUCUGUAAAGAAGUUAAUGCGACCAUUAAUUUGACCAUGGUAUUGUUUUUUUUACUCCUCUGUCAUUUGCUUGAACGAGAUAUACGCCGUAAAUAGUUAGUCAUGAUUCACUUCCUGUGUAUGUGUUACAACUGUUGAAAACUGCUCUGGAUGAUUCUUCAAUAAACAACAAACUGAAAACCUUACCAUUUAAUUGCCUUAGAUAUAAGAUAUCUUCUUAAGAAAACAAGCAUCUUCCAAGAUCUGUAUGUGGCAUGACAAUGAUAGUCAGGCUCAAAGAUCACACAGGUAACUGCCAGAAUAAAGGA